Messenger RNA from Arthroderma uncinatum, 1464 nucleotides. RefSeq names its product sphingoid long chain base kinase 4. Gene Ontology annotation, cellular component: cytoplasm; membrane; intracellular membrane-bounded organelle. The record is from RefSeq and is a predicted model, not a curated record. The transcript has 2 exons. Lineage: Eukaryota; Fungi; Ascomycota; Eurotiomycetes; Onygenales; Arthrodermataceae. The coding region runs from base 1 to 1464 and encodes 487 amino acids. Gene Ontology annotation, biological process: sphingosine biosynthetic process.
AUGACGUUCAGCCGCUUCUUCUCGAGCUCUGCCGACGAUGGUCGAGGAGAAGACGCAGAGAUGCAGGCUCCCAGGGACGGAACCGCGGUUUUGCCCGUCGGGGUGAAUGCUUCGUUAACAUUGGCGGCCGAAUCUCUCAUUGUCCAAGGCGUUGCGCGAACCACACGAUCCAUUCCCUACUUCAACAUCCUCUGGGCGGAUAUAUCGGAUAACCACCUCAACAUCAAGUACGCCAACCCAAAAUCCAAGAACGACGUUGGAGUUGCAACGAUUUGCUACACUAUCGAACGCACACAGCUUUCAAAGGCCGAAACAUGGAUUUCCUCUCUAUUGGAUUUGUCGUACGGAGAAGCACAACGGAACAAGCGGAUAAAGGUUCUGGUAAACCCUUUUGGGGGCAAGGGUAGUGCUUCCAAGACAUUUUACAAGGAAGUUGAACCAAUAUUCGAAGCAGCUCGGUGCGAAAUUGACACGCAAGUGACGGAAUAUUCUGGUCACGCCGUUGAUAUUGCAGAAAAGAUCGACGUAGAUGCAUGGGAUGUCAUUGCUGCUUGCUCCGGUGACGGGGUAAUCUUUGAGAUAUUCAAUGGUCUGGGUAAAAAAGAGAAUGCGGGCGAGGCUCUAGCGAAGCUGGCCGUCGCUCACGUCCCCUGCGGCUCGGGGAACGCAAUGAGCAGGAAUCUCAAUGGCACUGCGGGCCCUAGCAUGGCUGCGCUUUGUAUCAUCAAAGGCUUGCGCACGCCUCUCGACCUGGUAUCGAUCACCCAUGGGGAACAACGAACGCUUUCUUUCCUGUCCCAAGCUUUCGGUAUCAUAGCAGACACAGACCUUGGAACAGAGAAUCUGCGGUGGAUGGGAGCUGCUCGUUUCACAUUCGGCUUCUUGGUCAGGUUACUCGGCAGUAACGUCUAUCCGUGCGACGUAGCCCUCAAAGUUGAGAUCGACGACAAGAAUCGCAUCAAAGAACACUACAACGCCAUAGUGCAGAACAAGUCCAAUGUAGAGCCCCGCGGAGAGAUACCUGAAUCGGGGGGCCUUCCACCUUUGAAAUACGGCCUAGCGACAGACCCUAUACCCGAAGAUUGGAUGCGUAUCUCGCAUGACAAACUCGGCAAUUUUUACUCUGGAAACAUGGCCUUCAUGGCGCAGGAUGCCAAUUUCUUCCCUGCAUCGCUUCCAAACGAUGGGUUCUUGGACGUUAUUAUGAUCCGAGGAGAUAUAAGUCGAAUCACUGCGUUACAGAUGCUAGGCGCUUUGGAUAACGGGGAGCUCUUCGACAUGCCUGAUGUACAUGCGCUGAAGAUAUCAGGAUUUCGAAUAACACCCAGGAGCCAGGAUGAUGGAUAUAUCAGCAUCGAUGGCGAGAAAAUCCCCUACGAGCCAUUCCAGGCCGAGGUUCAUAAGGGACUUGGAACAGUGAUCUCUCGGUCUGGAUUCAAAUUUGAAACCGGCAAGGGAUCCUAG